This is a messenger RNA of Leptopilina boulardi, 767 nucleotides long. RefSeq lists its product as uncharacterized. The transcript has 3 exons. The record is from RefSeq and is a predicted model, not a curated record. Bases 18 to 689 code for a protein of 223 amino acids. Gene Ontology annotation, molecular function: nucleic acid binding. NCBI's taxonomy places the organism in Eukaryota, Metazoa, Arthropoda, Insecta, Hymenoptera, Figitidae.
CGUGGAUUCUCCGGAAUAUGGACGACAUACCAAACAUUCUCUGGACCGACGAAUGCAUUUUCACGAGGGAGGGAAUCUUCAACACAAAAAAUGAGCAUCAUUACGCAGAAGAUAAUCCGUUUCUUCAUCGCGAAACGCAUUUUCAGAGACGCUUCAAACUAAAUAUUUGGGCAGGAAUGAUCGACGACGUUAUCAUCGGGCCUUAUUUACUACCCGACCGAAUGACAGGUGCCCGUUAUUUAACAUUUCUGCAAGAAGAAUUGCCUCAUUUGUUGGAGGACUUACCGCUGGAAAGAAGAAGGAGAUUAAUUUUCAUGCACGAUGGAUGUCCGAUACACCGAACUGGAGAUGUCGUUCGUCAUCUAAAUCAAACAUAUCGCAAAAAUUGGAUCGGAUAUAAACUGCGAGAGGGCAAUCACAGGAGAUGGCCUCCAAGAUCACCUGACAUGACUCCCCUUGAUUUUUUUCUUUGGGGCCAUCUGAAAACGUUAGUUUACAAGGAUCCAUUGCCAGACAAUGAACAGGAAGCCGAAUUAGAAUUGAUUGCGAGAAUACAUGCAGCAAUCGCAACAAUAACGCCAGAGAUGGUACGCAACGCAACUGGCAACGUCGUAACACGAGCUAGGAAAUGCUUGCAAGCACGUGGAGGACACUUCCAAGCAAGAAUGAAAGUUCAGGAUUUAAUUUAAACAAAAAUCACAAAAAAUUAUUUUUUAUUAUGCUAUUAAAUAGUAUUUCUUUUUUUUUUUAAUUUUGAUAAUUUUAUU